Messenger RNA from Guillardia theta CCMP2712, 4494 nucleotides. RefSeq lists its product as hypothetical. The coding region runs from base 1 to 4494 and encodes 1497 amino acids. The transcript has 23 exons. Gene Ontology annotation, cellular component: intracellular anatomical structure. NCBI's taxonomy places the organism in Eukaryota, Cryptophyceae, Pyrenomonadales, Geminigeraceae. The record is from RefSeq and is a predicted model, not a curated record. Gene Ontology annotation, biological process: nitric oxide catabolic process; cellular response to nitrosative stress. Gene Ontology annotation, molecular function: nitric oxide dioxygenase [NAD(P)H] activity; oxygen binding; heme binding.
AUGGACUUUCACGCCAUGAGACUCCCUGAAGAUGUUUUGGAGAAGAUCCAGGAUGAGCGAGACAGGCUCGGCCAUCCUGUGCUCACAGAUGCUGAUCUCGUUGAAGCACGAUCCGAAGGGAAGAUGUUGAUCAUCAUUGCCGGGAUGGUCUUCGACGUGACCAAGUUCCUCGAGGAACACCCAGGGGGCUUCGAGGCGCUCGAGCGCCACAUUGGAAGAGAUGCCUCUGAUCCUUUCUUCGAGCGCCAUGACAACCCUGCUUUCCAGCUGUUGCCGAGGUAUUACUAUGCCGACUAUGCUGCUGAUGAUGGUACGGCUGCGUUUGGCGAGCUGCCAAUCCUGAGGGAGGAGAGCGGCGAGACCUCGAUGAACGAAGACGAGGCCACUGCAGAUGCUGAGCUCAAGGCACGCACUGAUGAAUCCCAUGAGGAUCAUCAUGAAGAUCAGGACGAUGAACGCGCUGGUUCGGGUUACAAGGAAGAUCUGCCCGAGGGCGUAACUGAAACUGCGGGUGCCGCAGGCCCUUCGCAGGAGGGAGUAGUACCUGCCAUGGUUUUGGAUGCAAAAGAGAAUGGUGUGCUGGAAAAUGGAUCUUCAGAGGAAGCGCAUUCGGAGGUAGAUUCAAAGCCUGAUGAGGAGGAGAAAAGGAAAAAUUCCAAGGAUGAUGACAAGCACAGUGUAGCUACAACAGAGUGCAACCAGCCGCCGACUCUGAACAUUCCUGCAACAGGAUGUCCUUUUAUGGCUCUAGCGAUGCUCAAAGAAGCAGGCCACGAACCCGUCACACCUAGCAAGACCAUGUCGAGAACGGGAAGCUUCAAAAUGAGAUCAGGCUCAGACGACAUGACUUCGAAUAAUCCGUAUGGCUCUUUCAGUUCUUUUCCGAACAAAGCGACUGAGUCACCGAGAUCGGUCAGAUCUCGAGAAGAUCUCUCUUCCUCGAGGCCCACCACAACUAAGAACAGCAGCAGCAUGAACUCAAGGUCUCGCAAGGGCAGGGGAACUAACAUCAACAAGGCUGGAGGUGUGUUCCGUGGACAAAUGCACCGCAAACGGCGUCUCGCCAAGCUGAAGAAGGCUCCUCCUAUCGAUCAGUACCUAUGGGACCUGCACUCUGCUCGUAUUGCAUCAAGUUGGACCGAGUUGGUGAAGAAGUCGGAUUACGCAGAGAUCGGACGUCGCAUUUAUGGCUCAGUGAAGGCGAACGACACUUUGGAACCUCUCUUUCGCUUCACAAACCAAACUGUGCAAGGCACAAAAUUCGUUGAUAUGCUCUCCAGCAUCGUUGAGAACAUCAACAACCCGCAGACUAUCUUUGAAAAAGUGAACGAGCUGGCCCCGAUGCAUCACAGGAAAGGUGUGAAGGCAGCGCACAUGCCAAUAAUGAAGGGCAUUAUUGUUUCGUUGCUGAAGCAUGUGCUCGGAGACGAAUUCACCAACGAGGAUGAAGAAGCUUGGAAUUGGAUAUGGCAGUAUCUCACACAGAUUCUCGAUCAGUCCUUGCAGGAUGUUGGCUCCAACUUGGGUCUCGUAAGAGAAUGCUGGGACUCAAUUUGUGAACAGUACACGACAAAUGAACUUGGUGAGAUGGUGUACGACCAUUUGUUCAAGAUGGCUCCAAACCUGACAAUGUUGUUCACGAAACCAAGAUCGUACAUGGCUGUGAAGAUGGGCGACAUGUUGUCCAUGCUCGUGUCCUUCGCCGACAGCUCUGAAUCGAUGAAGCAGCAGAUUUCAUGGCUGGGUUUGCGCCACGUCAAGUACAAGAUCAGACCCCAUCACAUCCCGCUGAUGGGACCGGUCUUCCUUGCUGUUGUGGCAGAAGCAGCUGGUGUGCACUGGUCGCAAGACACAGAGAAGGCGUGGUCUGUCCUCUUCAAUAUGGUUUGUGUCAACAUGGCAGAUGCGAUACAGGAGGGGGAGGAGUAUGCAGAGGCUCUAGAGAAGGCGAUCGGAAUCUUGAAGGAGCAGGUGGACGCGACCAGCAUGGUGGCAACGAUCAGAGCAGAGCUGGCGACCAACUGCCCUUCCAUGUUCGACGACGAGGCGAGCUCUGGGUCCAAGGGGUUGUCGAGGCUGAAACGUAGCGGACGGCUCAUGUCGGUCUCAUCCGGCAACCCAAGCAAUGAGUCGGUCAAGUCAGGCUCGGAUAGGAGGGGAAGCGUUCCCGAUCUUGCGUUGCAUGAUGUUUCGCAUCUCCUUCAUGCCAGUGCUGCGAAAAAGAAAGAGCCAGAAAGGAAGCUGAGUACAACCGGAACGUCCCGACCGAAUGCGAACACUUUUGAAGGGAUGGCGGAGGAAACGACCGUGAACAUCAUCGAGAGCGUGUACGACUUCUUCCUGGAGACCGGACAGAAUGUUUGGGACCCUGAGAAGCAGAUGGAAAUUGUUGCGAUCUGUGCUCCUCGCCUGUUUGCAUGGGGCAUGAGGGAGAAGCAUCUGAAAGAUGUAUGGUUGGCGAUCGAGCGAGCAAUCACCAAGACUGCGGAGAGCCUGUUCGAUGAGAGGAUGAUAAGCUCCCUUCGCUGGUUCUGGAAAAGCAUCUCCGAGGCAUUGCAAGAAGAGUUCAACGCCUCUGAGAACGGCUACAACGACCUGGUCUUGAGCAGCUGGGAUAUUGUCAGACAGAGAACGGAAGUGCAGGAGCUUGGGGAGAAGUUCUGGAAGUAUCUCAACUGCAUGAGCCCUGAGCAGACGAACCUGUUCCGCCGAUCGCUGAGCAUGUGGGGCCAUCUGCUUCACCAUAUCGUGAACAUGCUGCUCAUCAGCAUUACAGACCCCGAGGAGUAUUAUGACCUCAUGUUUGAGCUCACUAUCCGCCACAUCCGCUAUGGAGUUCGCUCCGAAUAUUUGAAUCCUUUCGGAAACGCCUUGUUCGCAACCUUCGAAGAGAUUCUUUCCGAUGUCUGGGAAGAGAAGACGACGAAGGCGUGGAAGCUGGUUUGGAAGAGAGCCACAUGCAACAUGUCAAGAGGGCUGAACAUGGGAGGCAACGCGAUCACGCAAGCUCUAGUAGAAGGGAACGUGGAGGCGCUACAGGACGCCAUCAGCUCGGCUCCCCGCAGCAAGAGAGCAGAGUGGUUAUGUCAGAUUGAUAUCAACGGCGCCAUCAUCUCCCCCUUGAUCUGGGCGAUGCACGAUGGAAAGACAGCGAUCGUAGACUUCAUCUUAAGCGACCUGCUCACUAUCCGAGCGGACAUCCAUGGAUACUACUACGGGAGGGAGGAGCUCUUCAAGUACCACGAUGAUCUGAUUGGAGAGAUCUUGCGGGAGGCUCCUGACUCGAUGACCGUCCUCCUGGACGGGCUCAUGUGGCACUCCAAGGAGAAGCUGAUGGGACGAUUGGUGAGAGUGAACUACUAUAUCAAAGACGUGUACGGUGAACCUAGAGAAAACGUCGACUCCUGGGCUUCACCUCUAGGACGUUUCAUCGUGCUGGGCGAUAACCACACGUUCCUGCAUCCGAUUGUCAAACAGACUCUGCAGCUCAAGUGGCAGAAGUUUGGUCUGUUCCUCUUCUGCUUGAAGGAGGUCUGGUACCUCGGCAUGCUCAUCACGUUCAUGGUUGGCCAUGUGCAAGACCCGAGCGGGUGCAUAGGAAGGCUGCAAAAAGAUCGUAUUGCCCUCUCCGUCAUGGCAGUUGUCACUCUGGGCGUUCAGAUGAAAAUGGUCAUGACGCACUUUGUCAAGCGGCUGUGCAUCACGUAUCAGAUCGGCUCCUUCGAGAUUAUAGUCCCUCGUUGUCUGGCGAGCAUCUGGACGCUUGUCAGGAUCACUUCCUGUGUUCUCCUUAUCUACGUCAUGUCACGCGAUGGAUGCAAUCACUGCGUGAACAACCCGACGUCUGCUUCCUGCACCAACAUCACCAACACCUCUACCCGAGCAGAGUACUGGGAUGAACCUGCGGACAACUUCGGCAUGUUGGAGCAGUUCAGCCUCCUUGCAGCCAAGGCCAAGGGCGACACAGGAGUAGCGACGGCCACUACACUGGCUUCAUCCAAGGAUCGAUCCGCCAUGGCGUUUGUUGGUGUUCUCCUGUGGAUUCAGAUGUUCCAGGCUUGCAUUCUGUCAACACCUCUCGCUGCUUUUACCUAUACCAUUGGCAUCAUGUUUCUUGAUAUUAGCCAUUCUUUGUUCAUGAUCUUCAUCCUCAUCUCAGCGUUCGGCUCUGCCCUGACAAUGAUCGGCGAGCCUCCUUUCGAUCAGGGUUGGGAUCAUACGCUGGCUGUGCUGCUCCAGGAGGUUCUUGGCGUAUCCCAGCAGUACUAUCCAGAGAUUGGCUCCUUCACUCGCUUCCUCCUUCUUGUCUACGUCUCGAGGAUCUUCGAUGACAUUGGCUUUGAUGAGCCCCUCAACUUCAGUGCCAACGACUCGGGGCCGGCAGGAGGCGUUCAGCUCUUCGAGCGAGACGACCAUCCCAAGUACGUUCCCGACCGCAUCCUUCGCUUCACCGGCGAUGCCUCCCCUGAGGAUCCAUGGCCCGAGAUCAACUGA